AUGGUUGAAGCGCAAACGGAACAAGGCGAGCAAGACCACGCGUCCAGUCCAACACCAGGGGGACCAGCCAAGAACCGUCGCGGUAUUAUGGAGGAUUAUCUUUACUAUGCUACACCUCCUCGAGCCGGGCUUCCACAAAAGAUUGAGAAUUCCGAGGAACUCAGCACCAAGCCAACGAGGGUUCAUAUCGGGGGGUUCGGCAAUGACGUCUCUAUUCUCACCCAAGCCCAUCGAAAUUUGUUCUGGGUCUUCCCUCCCCCUAACAACGCGGCGUACGAAGUAGAUAGUCACUGCCGCCUGCCACAUUUGCAUCCGCACAUCUACCCAGAAUUCUCGCAAAAUUUAUGGUCAUCCAAGGAAAAUUCUCGUGACAUCGGAGGAGACUUGCACAAUACACUUCAAAGGGGAUCAUCUGAAAGCGUCUUUGACGGGCUCGAAAUGAACGUCAGACCAACACACGGCUUGGGAUUGAGCGACGUCUCGCAGGAAAAGGAACACGAUAACCGCAAUCCUGUUUCUGAUGCCAAUGUCACCGUGCAUGUCAGGGAAGUUAAUUCUCCUGAUUCGGAUCAAAAAUACUCGCCGCAGUAUCCCGUUGGCGGAACACUGGCAGAGGCCAAACGCAGAAUUACGAAUCAUGAUGAAAAGCGCGACAAAAACAUUUUGAAGUCUCCAGAAAAUGAGGUCUACGAUACCCGCGAGUACUUUGACUUGAACUAUCGGCAUAGCAACUUUUCUGGUCAACCUGAUUUCUGCAAACUUUGCAAGACAAACCACGUUCCAAUUCCGGGACCUUCGGGAGAUGGUGUUUGGUCUUUACCAGACUGGUUUCCCGAAAAUGGACAUUUCCAUCCAUGGGAUGCGUGCAGAGCAGUCACGGCUCGUCUGGUCGCAGUUCAGGAAGCAUUGGACAAUACGAAGAACGGCCAUCAAAAGCAUCGUGAUGGAUUCGCAGAAUGGAAUCUUCACUUUCACGAGAAAGGCAGGCACUGGACCACCAAGCACGCACGAGAUUGGGGAGGAUGGUGGAGAUGCAGAGGCGACGAAAACGCUCCAGUGGCUGAAAGACGCUGUACACAUUGCCAUCCUGCACCAAAAUCUUCCAUGGAACUCAAAGACGAGGAACGAGUACAAUUCAAGAUGGCCUCCCAAAAACAAACAACGCCGCUUAAGAUCCAGGAGGAGUAUCUGAAGCAUUAUCUCGAACAUCAUUCCAAGGUGAAAGGUGAAAUUGACAAGAAGGCGGCUUUGGCUAUGCUCCGUAGAGAUGGCAUCCCUCAAAUUUAUGGCAGAGUUUCUACGUAUCAAGAACAACAGGGUCUUAUGGAGCCGCGAAGCAAGUUGGAGACAUCAGCGACGGAACGUGACCUUGGUGGCAGACUCUUGGCCAUCGAUUCGACGCUCAUGUACCAGCAUCCUAAAAAGACGGACACCAGCGAGGAGCAGUUGGCAGAUCUUAUGCCAAUCAAUCACGGUGAUCUUCAUCUACUGUGA
Glarea lozoyensis ATCC 20868 is the source of this 1494-nucleotide messenger RNA. RefSeq lists its product as uncharacterized. The coding region runs from base 1 to 1494 and encodes 497 amino acids. The record is from RefSeq and is a predicted model, not a curated record. The transcript is spliced from 2 exons. NCBI's taxonomy places the organism in Eukaryota, Fungi, Ascomycota, Leotiomycetes, Helotiales, Helotiaceae.